AUGAAGCUCCCGGCCUCCAUCGCCUUCCUGGCCACGCUCGCAGUGACACUGGGACAGCCUGACCCCGCGCUGGACUGGCCCUGGCAGCUCUGGAAGAAAACCUAGGGCAGGGAGUACCGCCAUGAGAAAGAGGAAGGGGAGCGGCGAGCGACAUGGGAGAGGAACCUGCGCCUGGUGACGCUGCACAACCUGGAGCACUCCCUGGGGCUGCACUCCUACGAGCUGGGCAUGAACCACCUGGGAGACAUGACCAGCGAGGAAGUGGCGGCUUUGUUAACUGGGCUGAAGGUUGCUCCUCGCCCAAACCGGACCUCCACGUACCGACCGCAGCCCAGCAGCAAACUCCCAGACACAGUGGACUGGAGGGAGAAGGGAUGC
Molecule: messenger RNA, 378 nt
Organism: Pterocles gutturalis (yellow-throated sandgrouse)
Lineage: Eukaryota; Metazoa; Chordata; Aves; Pterocliformes; Pteroclidae
Product: cathepsin S-like
Exons: 3
Source: RefSeq, a predicted model, not a curated record